Messenger RNA from Leptomonas pyrrhocoris, 742 nucleotides. RefSeq names its product nudix hydrolase-like protein. Bases 50 to 742 code for a protein of 230 amino acids. The record is from RefSeq and is a predicted model, not a curated record. Lineage: Eukaryota; Euglenozoa; Kinetoplastea; Trypanosomatida; Trypanosomatidae. Gene Ontology annotation, biological process: ribose phosphate metabolic process; nucleoside phosphate metabolic process. The transcript has a single exon. Gene Ontology annotation, molecular function: hydrolase activity.
GUUUGCGUCAAACCUAGAUUUCCCCACAGCUUUUGUUUCAAUUUGCGAAAUGAAGCACACGUAUGCUCGAAAAGAUAUGGGUGUCGUGAAGUCCGAGAAGUUCACCCGCCUGUGCUCGUUGACAUACGCUAGCACCGAUGAUGAAGCGCACGAAGAGCGAAAAUGGGAGAUGGUGCAGCGAACAACGCGCACGACUCCCAUAGAAGCGUUUAAGCGUUCACCUGCUCCCAUCCCGGUCGAUGCAGUUGAAAUUUGUGCGACUCUGCGGAGAGCAGAGGAGCUCUUUAUUCUUGUCGUUGCACAAUAUCGCCCACCGCUGGAUGCAGUUUGUCUCGAGUUUCCGGCGGGGCUUGUGGACGCUGGAGAGAACUACGGUGAGGCGGCAAUUCGCGAACUGCGCGAAGAAACAGGCUAUUCUGUCGACGCGAGCGGUAUCGUCUCCAUCUCGCCUCCUCUCUCGACAGAACCUGGGCUGACCGACUCGUGUUGCGUACUCGUACGUCUUUCCAUUAACGGCAAUCUUCCGGAAAAUCAGCAUCCGCAGCAAGUAUUGGAUGACGGAGAAGAUAUUGAGGUAUUGCUGAUUCCUGUUGGCGACUGCAAUAAAGCUCACGAUGCUCUUUCGCAAGCUGUUGGCAAGUACGAAGCAAAAGGUCAGCGUACAGUUGUAGACGCGAAGCUAUACACUUUUUUCGAUGCUAUGACAUACACUCGUGGCCAGAAUUGCCCCUCUGCAUUAUAG